Messenger RNA from Medioppia subpectinata, 678 nucleotides. NCBI's taxonomy places the organism in Eukaryota, Metazoa, Arthropoda, Arachnida, Sarcoptiformes, Oppiidae. The record is from the annotation of a GenBank genome assembly.
UUCUCUACAGGCAAAAAGAUGACGGUAAUAGAUCCGUAUAAAAUGGAUCUCCGAUUCACUUACGAUAUACAGAAAUGGAUGGGAAUUAAUGAGACGAUUACUGCCACUUAUUAUGACUACAGAACUCAUAGUUUUCAUCUAUUCUUCAAUAAUAAUAAGUAUCGCAUUUGGAAAGUGAAUGUCCCUCUAAUGAAUUCACUGCCAAUGGGAUGGGACAGGGCUUUCCUUCACGGCUCGCUCAGCAAUGCUCUCAAAAUAAAUAAGGAUUUCUUUCAAUUCAAUGAACGAGAGCUAAAGGAUUACAAUCAACCGCUGUUUCAACAAGAAGUGGUCGAUCUUAACGAUGACGACGAAGACGUGGACGAGAAUAACGAAGACGUGAUCGAAGAGAAGAUGGAAAACAAUUUGGAGGAAAAUAGUCGUCAAAAAGAGCUUCAAUUGAUUACUGAAGUGAAUAACGAUUUGGAGGACAACAGAAAAGUGGACAACAAUUUAGUGAAUGUCUACAAAGAUUACAAUGAUUUAUAUCAACGCAAUCCAGCCAUAUUGAGCGGCCAUCGGAUGUGUUGCCGUCGAGGGAACGCCGGUUGGUAUCAGCCGUUCCGAAGCGGCGCCAAGAAGUACGAAGACAUUCGGGAAGCGAAGUGGGAAGCGAUUCCCGAGUGGGAGAAACUGACC